AUGACUGUUGAAUACAAACUUGUUGUCGUUGGAGAUGGUGGUGUAGGUAAAUCAGCUCUAACAAUAAGACUUAUUCAAAAUCAUUUUGUUGAAGAAUAUGAUCCAACAAUUGAAGACAGUUAUAGAAAACAAGUACUUAUUGAAGGAGAAACAUGCCUUCUAGAUAUUUUAGAUACUGCUGGUCAAGAAGAAUAUAGCGCUAUGAGGGAUCAAUAUAUGCGUGCCGGUGAUGGUUUUCUCCUUGUUUUUGCUGUAAAUGAAGUAAAAUCAUUUGAAAAUAUUGCUUCUUUUAGGGAUCAAAUUAUGCGAUGCAAAGAUAGUGAUGAUGUACCAAUGGUUAUGGUGUGUAAUAAAUGUGACCUUCCAACAAGAAAUAUUUCUCUUAAAGCUAUUCAAGAUAGUUCACGUGGUUAUGGUAUUCCAUAUAUUGAAACAUCAGCUAAAAAUGGUGUUAAUGUUGACUCUGCCUUCCAUACUUUAGUCAUGGAAAUUCGCAAACGUCGCCAUGUUAAGACAACUAAAAAGAAGAAUAAAGGAUGUACAAUUCUUUAA
This is a messenger RNA of Strongyloides ratti, 552 nucleotides long. RefSeq names its product Ras-like protein 1. The record is from RefSeq and is a predicted model, not a curated record. NCBI's taxonomy places the organism in Eukaryota, Metazoa, Nematoda, Chromadorea, Rhabditida, Strongyloididae. The transcript has 3 exons. Bases 1 to 552 code for a protein of 183 amino acids. Gene Ontology annotation, biological process: Ras protein signal transduction; epidermal growth factor receptor signaling pathway. Gene Ontology annotation, molecular function: GTPase activity; GDP binding; GTP binding. Gene Ontology annotation, cellular component: plasma membrane.